AUGGCCUCUCCCACACUUGAAGAAUUCACUCAUUUUCAAAACGAGGAAGAAGAUGUCCCUAUGACCACACACGAAGAAGAGGACGGCGAGGGGGAAGGGGAGGCAGACGAUGUUGCAAUGAGGAACCUGGACGAUAGCUCGGAGGAGGAGUCAGAGGACGAAGAGGAAGAGAGGAGAAUUCGCGAGGGUUUUAUUGUCGACGAAGAUGAGGAAGAAGAAGAGGAAGACGAGGAGGAGGAACGUGAAAGAAGACGCCGUCGCAAACGCCGAAAGAGGCACCACCGUCGCCGCGAGGAAGAGGAACAAUUGGAAGAGGACGAUCUCGAGUUACUGGAGGAAAACACUGGGACGUCACACAAGAAUCGUCUCAGACGGUUACGACGCGGUCGCGAAUCCGAGUCUCCGCCAGCGGCAUCUUCAUCCAAGCGACGAGCUAUCAUUGAGUCUUCAGACGAGGACCUCGAUAGAGACGAUGGUCGCAAUCGUAGCUCCGCGGUACAUGACUUGUGGGAUGAUGAAAAGCGAGGCGACGACGACGACGAUGGAAUGGAUACAGACAGCUUUAUUGAAUACAGUGACGAUGAAGCGGGGGGACAAGAAGGACGAGAAGAAAGGCGACGUGCUCAGAAACAGGACGCAGAACGUCGUCGACGAGCACGUGGAGCGCGCCCAGAGCUUGCUGGAAUCGAUAUCAACGCAUGGGACGAACUGCACGACGUGUUCGGGGAUGGGGAAGAUUACAACUGGGCGUUGGAGCUUGACGAUGACAUUGAGCAGAUGGAUUAUCUUAAGCCUGACAUGAGAUACCAGGAUGUUUUCGAGCCGAGUGAAAUUCGACGCCGACACUUGACAGAGGACGACGAUCUCAUCCGAGCAAGAGAUGUUCCGGAACGCAUGCAACUUGCUUCUUCCGCCCUGUCACAAUCUUCGUCAUUGUCGCUUUACGGAGUCAUGGCUGAAGAUGAUCUAGGGGGAGCUGCUAUGUGGGUUACCCAGAGGCUACCUUUGCGGAAGACCCACCAGUUCUUUGCCAGCGAUGGCGAGUACCAACACCUCAAGAGCCACUUGGUGAUGGCUGUCACCUUUGUACUCAAGUCCCUCUUCGUCGACCAGUACGAAGUUCCCUAUAUCUGGGUCCACAAGCGUGACUAUAUAUCCCACUUCGACACCAACGACCCCAAAAAUCGUUUUGAAUUGCUGGGCCUUUCCGAACUCUGGAUCAUCAUGAACCUGGGCCAAAAAUACCGCUCACUUCUCGAACGCCGGAAAACGCUGACGACCUUUUACGAGCGCCUUCAAGUCAACGAUGAAUAUUUCGACUCGGACCUUCUACCCCAGGUUGACAGCAUCGAGUUUGUGGCCGACGCCACUGAGUGGUUGACUAUGAAGUACAGAGACAGGAAGGAAGAACAACAGCAGCAACCGGAAUUGAGAUUCCACGACGAUGAAGAGCCACAACCAGAAGUCAAGAAGCCUAAGAUGCCAAGUCGCAUAUCUGCCUAUGAAAUCGCUAAAAAGAGCAUAGUUUCCAAACUGGCAGAGGGUUUCGGUAUCGAGCCUCACCAAGUCGUCCAGAACUAUUUCAACAUGGGGGCUGUCAACACCCAUUAUGUCGAAGAUCCCGAGUUGAAUCCCAUCGCCUUUGCUGAGCAAUACGUCGAUCCGGACCCAGUGAAGGCCCAAUCUCCGGAGGCGCUCCUCGCACGUGCCCGCAUGGUCAUGGCUACAGAGCUCGGCAAAGACCCUCUCCUGCGCAAGGAAAUUCGAAAGCUCUUCCAGGAAGAGGCUCUCAUCUCCGUCGAGCCCACAGAACGGGGCAUCGCAAAAAUCGACGACCAUCAUCCUUACUUUAACUUCAAAUAUCUAUUCCGAAAGCGAGUCAAGGACAUGACGACCUCCUCCCAAUUCUUACUCAUUCUCACCGCGGAAGCCGAACAUCUUGUCACUGUCUCCGUUUUCCUUCCUCCCGCUGUCCUUCAGACCUUUGAGAAGAGGCUGUCCGAUGCUAUCUGUUCGGACAGCUUCAGCGAUUCUGCCAAAGCUUGGAAUAUGGAGCGCAACCUCGUAGUGCAGGAAGUUCUCGAGAAACAUCUCAUUGCCGUUGGUGUCAAGUGGACUCGCGAAUGGCUGCGCGAUGAAGUGGAGGACUUCCUUGCACAGAAAUGUGCGGAGAAAUUGCGAGAGCGCGUUGAUGUUGCUCCGUAUAUGCGUCGCUCCCUUGGCGAGGGCGAAUAUGCCUCGUCUGUGCUAGCCGUCUCAUGGGGCAAGGGCGACCCUCACAAGGAUCCGAUCACUAUGGUUUUCCUGGACACUGCUGGACGUCUUCGCGCCCAGACCAAGAUCGACAAUCUCUAUGAUCAAGACAACCUGGACGAGUUUCACGACCUAAUUGGUCAAAAGCGACCAGAUAUCAUCGUCAUUGGAGGGUUCAGCAUGGCCACAGUCAAACUCAAGCAGCGGAUUACGGAAGUUUUGAGCGCGCAGGCUUACAGUCAAGAUGGAGCUCUAAUCAGACCAGAGUUCCAAAUAAAUGUGAACUACGUCCCCGACGAUGUUGCCAGGAUAUACCAACAUAGUGAGCGGGCAACUGAGGAGUUCAGCUCCCUCUCCUUGACGGCAAAGUACUGCGUUGGCCUAGCCCGUUACAUGCAGAGUCCUCUGAACGAGUUCGCUGCCCUCGGUCCAGACGUUGCAGCCAUAUCCUUCGACGAAGAAGACCAGCAUUUAGUUCCUAAAGAGAAGCUGCUGUUGGCCUUAGAGCGCGUCUUGGUUGAUGUUACCAACGCUGUGGGCGUCAACAUUAACCGGUCCGUCUCUGAUCCAUAUUAUCAACACCUCCUGCAAUUCGUUUGUGGGCUUGGGCCAAGGAAGGCGAAUGCCCUCGUCGCAAAAAUUGCGUCGUUGGGAGGAAAUCUCGUCAACCGGGAACAAUUCAUCAAGGCUGGUGUGUUGACCACCAAGAUCUUCCUCAACGCGGCAGGCUUCCUGCGUAUCACUCAGUACAAAGGCGAAGCGCGACUUGAUAAACACCGACACGACGAUGACAACGCCCCAGACCCAUUGGAUGACACCAGGAUACACCCCGAGGACUAUGAGUUAGCACGCAAAAUGGCGACCGACGCAUUGGAAUUGGAUGAAGAGGAUAUCCACGACGAACACCCGUCGCAUGUUGUCAACUUAAUCAUGGUGGACCGAGAGAGGGAGAAGAAGCUCAUGGAAUUGAACUUGGACGAGUUCGCAAUCAGCUUAUACGAGGCCAAUCAAGACCAGAAGCGGCAUACACUCAGCCUCAUCCGGAAUGAGCUCCUCCAUCCCUUUGCUGAUCAGCGAAGAUUGUUCCGGUUCCCGGAGGGAUGGGAAAUCAUUACCAUGCUUAGUGGCGAAACCCCCCGCACUUUGCGUGUUGGUGUCAUUGUGUCCGCUGUCGUCAACAGAAUCAACAGCGGCUUCGUCAAUGUCCGACUGGAUUCUGGCAUCGAGGCAACUAUCAAUGCUCAAUACAUCGCAGACAAGCCCGAUAAUCCCAACAAGCUUGUUAAGAAGGGUCAGACCGUCACCGGCGUUAUCAUCGACUGCAGAAUCGAGGAAGACAACAAAGAGACGUUGUUCGUCGAGCUAUCAACGCGUAACAGGGAGGUCCAGGACGGAGACCAAGCCUUCAGGCGGGUCGCUCAUGACGAGCAUUGGAAUCAAGCUCAGCACGACAAGGACAAGGACGCUCUCGAACGCAAGAAACGUCAGCAGACGGAUAGGUCCCGCAGGGUUAUCAAGCAUCCCAACUUCCACAACUUCAAUUACGCGCAGGCCGAGGCGUAUCUUGAGAAGCAGCAGCGCGGCGACGUCGUCAUCCGCCCUUCAUCGAGGGGCAACGACCAUUUGGCUGUUACUUGGAAAGUGGACACUGGUCUUUACCAACACAUUGAUGUCGUCGAGAAGAACCCAGAUCCCACGGGCCAGACAGCGGGAGGGCAGCUCUAUGUCGACGACAACCACGUAUAUGCGGACUUGGACGAGCUCAUCGUCAACCAUGUCCAGGCAAUGGCACGUCGUGUGGAAGAUUUGAUGAACCACGAGAAAUUCAAACCUGGGACAGAAGAAGACUUGCACCUAUUCCUCAAGAACUUCCUCGCUGCAAAUCCUAUGAAGAGCAUGUACGGUUUCACACUCAAUCGCAAGAAGCCAGGCAACUUCAGCCUCUGCUUCCUCGCCAACAAAAACUCGACUGUGCAAACCUGGCCAAUCCGGGUUACUCCUGAAGCAUACUAUCUAUUCGAUGCUUCCGCUGUCGGUGUCUCCGAGUUGUGCGAUGCCUUCAAAGUUCGCCAUCUUCACGAAUCGCAAACUCGGGCAGCCCAAGCACAAAAUGGCGGGAAAACCCCCUUUGGUGCGGGACAUGGUAGAACACCAGCCCGACCUAUUGGCGCUGCCACUCCUGGCCAUGCAUCUGUACGACAUGUUGGCCGAACGCCCAACCCGUAUGGGCACAACCCCAUGGUACCCCAACCUCCAUAUGGUUCCAGCACUUACGGGUACCAGACUCCGAGCCACCGACCCCACCCCAACAUGCCGCCACCUGGCGGCCAGGGACCUCCUCGUCCUCCGAUGCAUGUACAGCAAAAUAACCCUGGUUCUGGUUGGGGGCAAGGAGGCUGGUAGUGUUCAUUUAAUUACUUUCUCUUGUCGUCUUGUAAUUUGUUGCUCACCUGGCACGUCUAUUUUUUCUAAUUUCGUUUGUUGUUCUCUUGUGUGACGUUUUAUCUAUGUCAGUUUCGGCAAUGGC
Molecule: messenger RNA, 4780 nt
Organism: Coprinopsis cinerea okayama7#130
Lineage: Eukaryota; Fungi; Basidiomycota; Agaricomycetes; Agaricales; Psathyrellaceae
Product: transcription elongation factor SPT6
Exons: 12
Coding region: 1-4656 (1551 amino acids)
Biological process (GO): transcription elongation-coupled chromatin remodeling; mRNA transcription by RNA polymerase II; nucleosome organization
Cellular component (GO): transcription elongation factor complex
Molecular function (GO): DNA binding; histone binding; nucleosome binding
Source: RefSeq, a predicted model, not a curated record